AUGCGUCCUGAUAAGCCUCGUGACCCCGUUGCCGGGCCUGAUGCUGGUCCAGAGAGCCCAUACCCCGUGCGCUUGUCCGGCCCGGUGAUCAAGGGAUUUGGACGGGGAAGUAAGGAUCUAGGAAUUCCCACUGCCAAUAUCCCCGCCGACGACCUGUCCGAGCAGCAUCCCGAGUUGACCUCCGGUGUUUACUACGGCGUGGUAGCGCUAGACCCCCAGAACCUUGCGCAAGGGAAUGGUGCUGAGAAGUCGUCUUCUGCGACUCUUUUGCCCGCCGUGUUGAGCAUUGGAUAUAACCCGUUCUAUAAGAAUACUGUGCGGUCGGUGGAAAUCCACAUCAUGCCCCCUCUCACACAACCCUCCCCGACAGCUGUCGCACAUCCCAAGUUCAACCGCUUGCCCGAUUUCUACGGUACCAAGCUCAACCUCCUGAUUCUGGGGUACAUUCGUCCUGAAUUCGACUAUGUCUCGCUGGACGCUUUGAUCGAGGAUAUUCGAAUUGACUGCGAGGUUGCGCGACAGAGUCUCCUGCGUGAUGCGUAUCAGCGAUAUAUCGUUGAUGAUGGGAAGGCGUCGGCGCAGGUUAAUGAGGACCGGAAGUGGUUGGUGACGUUUGAAGGGGUGAGCGAGAAUAUCUGA
This is a messenger RNA of Penicillium subrubescens, 639 nucleotides long. RefSeq names its product riboflavin kinase (gene fmn1). Gene Ontology annotation, molecular function: riboflavin kinase activity. Lineage: Eukaryota; Fungi; Ascomycota; Eurotiomycetes; Eurotiales; Aspergillaceae. The transcript has 3 exons. Gene Ontology annotation, biological process: riboflavin biosynthetic process; FMN biosynthetic process. Gene Ontology annotation, cellular component: mitochondrion. The record is from RefSeq and is a predicted model, not a curated record. The coding region runs from base 1 to 639 and encodes 212 amino acids.